AUGACAUCCACUCCUGAAAGGCUCAUGGCCCCCAUUGCGCUCUUGCUCAAGUCGGUCGACGCCACGUACACGACGGCCUUUGCGGCCGCGGGGCUCGCCGCCGCCUUCUCCGACGUACUGUCCUUUGAGGCGCGCAACCGCGACGUCCUGCGCGAGCGCCUGCGGUCGCUCGCCUCGUACGACGGCCUCAUCAUCACGAGCCCGCGCUCGUCCGAGGCCAUCGUCGAAGCCUUGAUGGCCAUGGACGACGCCGAGCGAGCGCACGUGCUGGCACAGCUGCAGACGCUACCCGUCUUUUCCGUGGGGCAAAAAACUUCAGCGCCGCUUACCGCCUUGGGCGUGACGUGCAGCGGCGAGGCCUCGGGCUCGGGUGACGUCCUUGCCGCACACAUUGCGUCAGUACAAGACCCGACGUCGACCAAGCCGACGCUAUUUCUCUGCGGCGAGAAGCACCAUGAUGCGCUGCCCACAAGCUUUCGGGCCCGCAACCAGGUCCUCGAAGAACUCAUCGUCUACGUCUCUGCAUCCGUCUCGAGUAUCGACUACUUUGCGUCGCCUAAUGCAGCGACGCCAGCGUGGGUAAUCUUUUUCAGUCCCAGCGGAGUGCACACGGCCCGCGCCAUGCUUCAUGUGGACUGGACGACCAUCAAGAAGGCGGCGAUUGGCAAGACGACGGCGGCAGCGCUCGCCAAGGUCGCCAACGAAACGAAUGAUGCGACGUGGAACGCCGACGCUGUUGCUGUGGCCCCAACGCCGGAAGGUCUCCUCAAAGCCAUGGGUGCUGCCGAGGGUAGCGCCACAUAA
Molecule: messenger RNA, 804 nt
Organism: Saprolegnia diclina VS20
Lineage: Eukaryota; Oomycota; Saprolegniomycetes; Saprolegniales; Saprolegniaceae
Product: uroporphyrinogen-III synthase
Exons: 3
Coding region: 1-804 (267 amino acids)
Biological process (GO): uroporphyrinogen III biosynthetic process
Molecular function (GO): uroporphyrinogen-III synthase activity
Source: RefSeq, a predicted model, not a curated record